UCCUCACACCAUACAAAGUGUAAAGAAUCUUCUCGAAGCUUAUCUCUCUCGAUAAAACUAAACCCUGAUACCAUCGUUUCUACUCUCGAAGUCGCCUCCCCUCCUUAUACGCGUACAUACCAACACGCUUGAACCACAAAAACCCUACUUUCUCACUGGGUGAUUCUGGAAAUGGCAACUUCUAAUGCUGUCUCCUCAGCUUCAAUUCUUUGCUCUCCUAAACAGUGGAGCUUGAGGAGGAGACUGAAUCAACAGCAGAAUCAAAGGCUGAAUUAUGGGCAAUCAGUCAGAAGAUUUACAGUGCGAGCUAAUGCCAAAGAUAUUGCCUUUGACCAGAACUCAAGGACUGCACUUCAGGCAGGCAUUGAUAAGCUUGCUGAUGCUGUUGGGCUUACUCUUGGUCCUAGGGGGAGAAAUGUUGUCUUGGAUGAGUUUGGAAGUCCCAAGGUAGUCAAUGAUGGGGUAACAAUUGCUAGAGCUAUUGAGUUACCUGAUCCCAUGGAGAAUGCUGGUGCAGCUCUGAUAAGGGAGGUUGCAAGUAAAACUAAUGAUUCUGCUGGUGAUGGAACAACAACUGCAUCAGUCCUUGCACGGGAAAUAAUCAAACUAGGGCUUUUAAGUGUCACCUCUGGUGCCAACCCAGUCUCAAUAAAAAGAGGGAUUGAUAAAACUGUACAGGGUCUGAUAGAAGAGCUCGAAAAUAAGGCUAGACCUGUUAAAGGUCGUGAUUACAUCAAAGCUGUUGCUACCAUUUCUGCUGGAAAUGAUGAGCUUAUUGGGACAAUGAUUGCUGAUGCAAUUGACAAGGUUGGGCCUGAUGGUGUUUUGUCAAUUGAGUCAUCAUCCUCAUUUGAGACAACAGUAGAAGUUGAGGAAGGAAUGGAGAUAGACAGAGGCUAUAUUUCCCCUCAGUUUGUAACGAAUCCUGAAAAGCUAAUUUGUGAAUUUGAGAAUGCAAGAGUGUUGAUUACGGAUCAAAAAAUAUCAGCAAUCAAGGACAUAAUUCCCCUACUAGAGAAGACCACUCAAUUGAGAGCACCUUUGCUCAUAAUUGCUGAGGAUGUUACUGGGGAGGCAUUGGCUACACUUGUUGUAAACAAGCUGCGAGGUAUCCUUAAUGUUGCUGCCAUCAAAGCCCCUGGAUUUGGUGAGCGGAGAAAAGCUAUGCUUCAAGACAUUGCCAUUUUGACAGGAGCCGAGUUCCAAGCCAGUGAUCUGGGUUUGCUUAUUGAAAAUACAUCAAUCGAGCAGCUUGGUUUGGCCAGGAAAGUGACCAUAACCAAGGAUGCCACCACAAUUAUUGCAGAUGUUGCAUCUAAGGAUGAGUUACAAGCUAGGAUUGCACAGUUGAAAAAGGAGUUGUCUGAGACAGAUUCUGUUUAUGACUCGCAGAAGCUUGCUGAGAGAAUUGCCAAAUUGUCUGGUGGGGUUGCUGUUGUCAAAGUGGGGGCUGCAACAGAGACUGAGCUUGAAGACCGUAAACUUCGAAUUGAGGAUGCCAAGAAUGCAACAUUUGCUGCUAUAGAAGAAGGUAUUGUGCCUGGUGGUGGUACUGCAUUGGUUCAUCUCUCAACUCACGUUCCUGCAAUUAAGGACAAGAUUGAACAUGCAGAGGAGCAGUUAGGUGCUGAUAUUGUGCAGAAGGCCCUGGUAGCACCAGCAUCAUUGAUAGCUCAAAAUGCCGGAAUUGAGGGUGAAGUGGUUGUGGAAAAGAUAAAGGCCGGCGAAUGGGAGGUUGGUUAUAAUGCCAUGACAGACAAAUAUGAGAACUUGGUGGAGGCUGGAGUUAUUGACCCGGCUAAGGUAGCAAGAUGUGCCCUGCAGAAUGCAGCUUCAGUUGCUGGAAUGGUCCUGACCACUCAGGCAAUUGUGGUGGAAAAGCCUAAGCCUAAGGCGCCAGCACCUGCUGCUCCACAAGGUCUCACAGUGUAACCACAGUAAAUUUUAGCAAUAGUUAGGAUUUUCAAAGGUAAUAGUGUGUUUUGCAGCUGAAUCCCCAUUUGCCUUCUUUGGUCAGAAUUAUAAUGUUUCCAUUGAUAAAGGGAAUCAAAUUUUCCGUCGAUCUUUGAAGAGUAUGCGAUAGGGAUUCAAAAUGUCACCAGAUGUUGCAUCAGGGGAAAAUUUUAUUGAAUUUUAAUUUUUUUUUAA
This is a messenger RNA of Hevea brasiliensis (rubber tree), 2148 nucleotides long. Its product is annotated as ruBisCO large subunit-binding protein subunit alpha. Gene Ontology annotation, biological process: protein refolding. The transcript is spliced from 8 exons. NCBI's taxonomy places the organism in Eukaryota, Viridiplantae, Streptophyta, Magnoliopsida, Malpighiales, Euphorbiaceae. The coding region runs from base 172 to 1932 and encodes 586 amino acids. Gene Ontology annotation, molecular function: ATP-dependent protein folding chaperone; ATP binding. The record is from RefSeq and is a predicted model, not a curated record.